Fraxinus pennsylvanica is the source of this 318-nucleotide messenger RNA. Lineage: Eukaryota; Viridiplantae; Streptophyta; Magnoliopsida; Lamiales; Oleaceae. The record is from the annotation of a GenBank genome assembly.
AUGGAAGGGUCCAGUUCAACUCCUCAAAAGCCAAGAAUCAAGUCUUGUUACUCCCCUAACAAAAUAAACUGUUUUUUAGAGGGGCGCACCUCGUGCUUUCUCUGGCUUUUGAUGAUUGUCAUCACCAGGCUAUUGGAGCCAAGAAAUGGGGUUGAAGAGGGUAAUGGGAUAACCCUUUUUGCUGUGGUAAUGAUCAGAGGGAAUUGUUUGGGGAUUUUGGAGUUCUGGGGUUGUGUGAAAUUGUGGGUUGUGCCUGAGAGGAAAAGACAUGAGCAUUUUUUGAAUCAUCAAGGGGAGUUCUAUAAAUUGGAAGUGUAG